Messenger RNA from Fusarium verticillioides 7600, 2281 nucleotides. Its product is annotated as dihydrolipoyl dehydrogenase. Lineage: Eukaryota; Fungi; Ascomycota; Sordariomycetes; Hypocreales; Nectriaceae. Gene Ontology annotation, molecular function: dihydrolipoyl dehydrogenase (NADH) activity; flavin adenine dinucleotide binding. The transcript is spliced from 5 exons. The coding region runs from base 251 to 1777 and encodes 508 amino acids. Gene Ontology annotation, cellular component: oxoglutarate dehydrogenase complex; mitochondrion. The record is from RefSeq and is a predicted model, not a curated record.
CGUGUCGGCUGACAUCUUGGAAAAUAUUACCUGAUAAACGGGCGGGCUUCUCUUUGCCGAAGCUCCCUGUAGUGCAUUACAGUGCUUUGCCUUACUGGAUUUACUGCCCGGGUUGUGCUUUUUAGACGGCGGGCGAGCUUUGUUGCGGCAACGCCUCAACCUCAACCUCGUCGACUUUUUCUACCUCAUCCUCCCCCUUCCUCUCCACAAUCCGUCUGUCCUCCAUUGUCUUUCCCACACAACCCACAUCAUGCUUUCCAGUCGCUUAAUAUCACGAGCUGUUGCUCGCCCGGCUUUCCAGAAGUCUACGCUCCCCAGCGUUGUUGCUUCCUCUUCGCUGUCGCGAUUCAGCCGUGGAUAUGCCUCUUCGGCUGAGGAGAAGGAUCUCGUUGUUAUCGGUGGCGGCGUUGCUGGCUACGUCGCUGCUAUCAAGGCUGGACAAGAGGGCAUGAAGGUUACCUGCAUUGAGAAGCGUGGCUCUCUCGGCGGUACCUGCUUGAAUGUCGGCUGCAUCCCCUCAAAAUCUCUCCUCAACAACUCGCAUCUCUACCACCAGAUUCUUCACGACACCAAGGCCCGCGGUAUCGAGGUCGGCGAGGUCAAGCUUAACCUGGCCAACUUCAUGAAGGCCAAGGAGACUUCCGUUAGCGGUCUUACCAAGGGUAUCGAGUACCUCUUCAAGAAGAACGGCGUCGAGUACAUCAAGGGUGCCGGUUCUUUCGUCAACGAGCAUGAGAUCAAGGUCGACCUCAACGAGGGCGGUGAGACCAGCGUUCGCGGCAAGAACAUCCUUAUUGCUACUGGUUCCGAGGCCACUCCUUUCCCCGGUCUUGAGAUCGACGAGAAGCGCGUUGUCACCAGCACUGGUGCCAUCGCUCUUGAGCAGGUCCCUGAGACCAUGACCGUCAUUGGUGGUGGUAUCAUUGGUCUUGAGAUGGCCUCCGUCUGGUCGCGACUUGGCUCCAAGGUCACUAUUGUCGAGUUCCUCGGCCAGAUUGGUGGCCCCGGUAUGGACACUGAGAUUGCCAAGAACACACAGAAGAUCCUCAAGAAGCAGGGUCUCGAGUUCAAGCUCAACACCAAGGUUGUCAGUGGUGACAAGUCUGGCGAUAAGGUCAAGCUUGAGGUUGACUCUGCCAAGGGUGGCAAGCCCGAAUCUAUCGAGUCCGACGUAGUCCUCGUUGCCAUUGGUCGACGACCUUACACCGGCGGCCUCGGCCUUGAGAACAUUGGCCUUGAGGCUGAUGACCGCGGCCGUGUCAUCAUUGACUCCGAGUACCGAACCAAGAUCCCCCACAUCCGAUGUGUCGGUGAUGUCACCUUCGGCCCUAUGCUUGCCCAUAAGGCUGAGGAGGAGGCUGUUGCCGUUGUCGAGUACAUCAAGAAGGGGUAUGGUCAUGUCAACUAUGGUGCCAUUCCCUCCGUUAUGUACACCCACCCUGAGGUCGCCUGGGUCGGCCAGAGCGAGCAGGACCUGAAGAACCAGAACAUCCCUUACCGAGUCGGAACCUUCCCCUUCGUUGCCAACUCCCGAGCCAAGACCAACCAGGACACUGAGGGUAUGGUCAAGAUGCUCGCUGAUCCCGAGACUGACCGCAUUCUCGGCGUUCACAUCAUCGGCCCCAACGCUGGUGAGAUGAUCGCUGAGGGUACUCUGGCUCUCGAAUAUGGUGCUUCCAGUGAGGACAUUGCCCGAACCUGCCACGCUCACCCCACACUUGCCGAGGCCUUCAAGGAGGCUGCCAUGGCCACUCACGCCAAGGCCAUCCACUUCUAAGCAAUGCUUGAGGAACAUAAUGAAAAAGGUGACACAGGGUCAAGAGGAGGCAUCGCCAGGAUAGUGCAAACGGGAUAGGACCCGGGGCAUUUGGGACUCUGGGUUGUGUAAAUUAGUAAUAAUUCUGUCUGUUCAGCAUGAUGCCUGGAAAUCACACGGCAGGAUGCGUUGCUUGCGUUCCAAGAUUAUUUGCACUGCGUGAAGGAAGAAUACAAAUUCUAUGAUGAAUGACUUAAAGCCCAUCUUUCAACUUGACCGGCCAAGCCAUUGACUCUUUCUCAAAAAUUGUUGUACAAACUUAGUCAGGGCAAGCUUUAGAUCAAAGUAUCCAAAAACUGUGUUAGAGAUAGAUGGGUAAGACCAGCGCUCGACUCAGAUAUUCAGAUAUUAUUCACAUUUUCCCGAACCUAUUAGUUAGCUACUCGAGUGAGUCGAAUACGAAUUCGAGAAUGUAUGUUGAAUACUUUCAACUCACACAGGGCCAUCGAGUGACCUAGACCCGAA